Messenger RNA from Diaporthe batatas, 1425 nucleotides. RefSeq lists its product as uncharacterized. The record is from RefSeq and is a predicted model, not a curated record. The coding region runs from base 1 to 1425 and encodes 474 amino acids. The transcript is spliced from 2 exons. Lineage: Eukaryota; Fungi; Ascomycota; Sordariomycetes; Diaporthales; Diaporthaceae.
AUGCUGCCGUCGGGCCUGUCGUGGGCGACCUUCGCCUCACUCGUGCUCGGCGUGAGCUGUGCCAAUGACUUCGUGAGCGACAACACAAGCACGAGGUCACUCCCUUCACAAUUCGGUGCCGGCACGACGAAGACAAUAUACUGGACCAACCCCACGGGUUAUAUAGUGGGCAUAUAUGUGACAGGGAACGGACAGAGUGACGACUCGGCCGAUUACAACUGGGUAUUAGACCCAAACUGCCCAGAAGAAUCGGACAGUAUAUGCACAGCCCACGACAACACGGGACAUGCCUCGUUCUACGUCAACGAGACCGCCAUCCCACUCGGCUCAGGCUACCGGCUUCGUCUCCUAUGGACCAACUCCAAGACGUACGAAGAUGUCGACGACGACACGGAGGAGGUAGAGUCGAGUGAGUUCAGCGUGGUGCCGGCCGAGAGCCUCCCAGACCUGCCGAGCGACACGGGCCACGGGCUCGGCCCCGCCGAGCAGGCAGGCAUCUCCAUCGCGGUGAUCGUCGUUGUGAUAUUCCUGCUGCUGGUCAUAUGGUUCAGGUGGAGGAGGACGAAGAAGAGGAGGGAGAGGAGGGAGAGGCUCAUGAGGGGUGCAUCGCAGGACAAGGAACAGGGCGGCUGGUAUGAGAGGUGGACGGCCGGGAAGCCGACAAGAGACACAGAAGAGACCUGGACCGCCUCGGACCAGCCAGCCAAGCCCAGCCCCACGGUCUCCUCCUCUGCCGUUGCCGCCGCCGCCGCCGCCGCCGGGGCCGGGGCCGUUGCCGGGGCCGUAGGCGUCCGCAAGGUCAGCAACACCAGCAGCGACGGCGCGCAGCAACCACACCCGUACCUCGACGACAAGGCGGAGAUGCCCGCCGGCGCCGACGGCGCCAACAGGCACGAGAUCGACUCCCUGGGCACCAGCGCGGCCCGGAACAAGGUGGAGCUGGACGGCACGAGCGCGCCGCAGGGGGGCCUGGCCAUCGCCGAGCUGCCCGCGGAGCCGGUGAGCGGGCACACCUCGUCGCGGACGGUCAGCUCGGCCACGACGUUCGAGUACAACCCCAACCCGUCGUACGCGCUGCAGCCACCGGCCUCGCCGCGCCCAGAUGCUGAGAUGGUAUCACCUGUCUCGGAGGGCGUUGGCACAUAUAACUCGCUGGCCGGCUCCGUGUCACCCGUGACGCCCAUCGCGAGGAAGCCGGUAGGUGGGAUGGUGAGUACCAUACCGGAGCAGGAGCAGCAGGAGCAGCAGCAGCAGCAAAAUGGUGUUACUGCGGGUCAAGACAUGCUGACUCCCGAUGCGGCCGACGGAGCUCCAAAGAGGGGCAAGUCGGAGAUUUUGAGAACAGAAAAGUCUCGUAUCUGGAAGAUGCUUGGUGGAGGUUCGACAAAGGGGAAGCUGAAUCCGUCGGGCGGUGCCAACGUCUGA